AUGGACGCCAACUCGAUGACAGACGCUUUCUCUGCGGCGCAGUACCAGAAGCCAAGCGAUUACGGCUUUCUUUCGCCGAGCGCUCAUUCGCCUCAACGCUCGCUCGACGGGCUGACGCCAGGCUCGGGCUACAGCGAUGCCUCGCUCAAAAACUUUCUGUCGUCCAACCUGAUGAGUCAUAGAGAGAUGGGCUCGAUGAUGCUCCCUCCCCAGGGCACAGUUAUCAAUCUCGAUCCGGAGUAUCGCUCCAAGCGGGCGAGCACAUCGAUGGACACCCUGCCCGCCAUGGGCAGUAUACAGAGCCAGAACAGGCAGCAGCAGCAAUACCUCAACGGUCACUCGCAGCAGCUGCAACAUCAACACCAAUCCCAACACCAGCAACCUCAGAUGAGGAUGUCCAAUCAUUAUGAUGAUCACUCUAUGCAGUCAUCACAGGCCUAUGGCAACCAUCAAGCACCACAGCAGCAGCAGCAGCAGCAGCAGCAGCAGCAACAGCAACAGCAGUACAUGCAGCGUGCUCCUUCGAAUCCUAGUCCGUACGAAACAUUCGAUUCCUCUUUGUCGGCCACGCAACAGGGCAAGAGACGCGCUCAGCCACAGGGCACAUCGCUCCAUCUGCAACAGCAACAACAGCCUGCGCCUCUACCUCACUCGAAGCAGGCCAAUGGUCACUACGGAGAAAAUACCGCCGAUUCGAGCCAACGGGUGCCGGCUGCGCAUCAGGCGAGGACGCUGAGCACCGCCAAAGGCUCUUCCACCUCAGAGUUUGCCAAGCGCAAAAACUGGUCGCAGCGUAUCAUCGAUGAGAUUCAAGACUUUCUCCACGUGCUGAACUCGUCGGCCGAGUUUGUGUAUGUCUCGCCCUCCAUCACUGAAUUAGCCGGCUACGCGCCCGAUGAGCUCGUCGGCAAGCCCAUCGCGGACAUACUGCAUGUAGACGAUGUCGAUGGCUACUUGCGCGAUUUCCGCAAGGUCAUGGCCACCGGGGGCGAUUAUACGGUCUACUACCGCUUGCGAUCUCGGGACGGUCGAUAUGUCGUGCUAGAGACGACGGGACAUGCUUACUACGCCGAUCCGAGGGCCGACAGCGCAAGCUUGCCGAACGAAUCCGUCACUCCGAAGCGGGAGUCGCGAACUUGUAUGCUCGCCAUGGGUCGCCCCUAUCCUGGUAAACACACUGCGGAGCUCGAUAGCUUUCUAGAACUCAAGAUAGAGAAUGAGAAGCUUAGACAGAGGCUCGAAAAGAUCUACAUCGACAUCGAAGGCCAGCCUGCAGAUCAUACGCGGGAAAGGAGAGCCAUCACUUCUGGCUCAUCCGACGAAUCGAGCAUCGACGAGCCGGUGCGACAUACAGGCAGACCUGUCGACCACUCGACCGGCCUCGUGCCCGCUGCAGGGCUCAUCCACCACAGCUCGAAUACAUAUGGCACGCUCGGUAUCGGCAUUCAGUCAAAGUCAUCCAAUGCUGGUUCUGCUGCCGGCGCAGCACCCAGCAAGAAGAAAGGCAAAGGCGAUGGCGACGAUUACGUAUGUUUGAUCUGUGGCACUACAAACUCGCCGGAAUGGCGAAGAGGUCCGAAAGGCGCAAAGACCUUGUGUAACGCAUGUGGACUUAGGUGGGCCAAGAAGGCCAAGACGGAGGGCUAG
Messenger RNA from Mixia osmundae IAM 14324, 1647 nucleotides. RefSeq lists its product as uncharacterized. The transcript is spliced from 4 exons. Gene Ontology annotation, molecular function: sequence-specific DNA binding; protein binding; zinc ion binding. NCBI's taxonomy places the organism in Eukaryota, Fungi, Basidiomycota, Mixiomycetes, Mixiales, Mixiaceae. The record is from RefSeq and is a predicted model, not a curated record. The coding region runs from base 1 to 1647 and encodes 548 amino acids. Gene Ontology annotation, biological process: regulation of DNA-templated transcription.